CUCAAACGGUCUCUCACUUUUAGCCUUUGACUCCAAAUUUAUACCAUGAGACCUAGGUGUUAGUCAAUCAAAGGCUUGCUACUUUGCAGAAAGGUCUACAGGGACUACAGGAUAUACAUUUGGUCACCACCAACUAUAUUCUAAUAUAAUUGCUCACUGUUUACUUUAAUAUGGGUUUACGAGGGACUGGCUUUCUCCUUCAGUGUUACCUGAUGUUGGCAGCGGCCAUGUAUUUUGAUCUUGGAGAACUGGAGGAAAAAUGCAUCAUUGAGGAGGUUCCUGAAGACACAUUGGUGACUGGUUAUUUUUUGCUGGAGCCUUGGGAUCCGAAGUCAUUUAGCCACAGUCCUCACUUUGGAGUCACUGUGACUGUCAGGGAUCUAAGCUAUGAGGUUGUGAUGUCCAAACGCUAUGGAAAAUUUGGUAAAUUUACCUUCACAGCUCAUACCUCUGGUCAGCACUACCUUUGCUUCCAAACAAACUCCACAAGGUUUUCUGUCUUUGCCGGUGAAAAGCUGAAGCUACAUUUGGAUGUUCAGAUGGGAGAGCACCCAAUUGACCACAGUGCUGAGAAGACCAAAGACAACAUGGAGGCUCUGGAGAAAAGUCUGUAUCAACUCAUAAGCCACAUGAUGUACAUCACCAGACAGCAGGAGUACCAGAGGGAGAAAGAGGAGUUGUUCCGUCAGAUGAGCGAGGACGCUAACAGCAAAGUGCUGUGGUGGGCUGUGGUGCAGACCACCAUCCUGCUGUCGGUUGGUUUCUGGCAGAUAAAACGACUUAAAGACUUCUUUGUUGCCAAGAAACUGGUCUGAUUAUGAACCCUAACCCGACCUGUGGAAGCUAUCCACUGUUUGCAUGUUCAACCCUCACUUGUACUUCUGUAUUUUCUGUUCAGGCCUAUAAAUACGGACAAAUUAAAGGAAGAUGAGAUGGAAAUAAUGCGCACUAUGUAUGGUUAAAUUAUCAAGGAAGUGUAAAGAUGUGACAAAUGCUUAUGUGCUAAUAUUACUGUAUAUUUUGUCUUAAAUACAAUGAUAAUUAUAGUUUUUACACACAACUUAAGGGGUUAGAACAGGGAUGUAAAACUAAUUUCAGGUCAGGGACCACAUACAGCACAAUUUUAUCUCAAGUGGGCCAAAUAAUAACCUACAGGACACCUAAGGACAGCUCCAAUUUUCCUCAAUUUUUUCCCCAGGAGAAUGUUUACAUCGAAUAAAC
This is a messenger RNA of Mugil cephalus (flathead mullet), 1221 nucleotides long. RefSeq names its product transmembrane emp24 domain-containing protein 11. NCBI's taxonomy places the organism in Eukaryota, Metazoa, Chordata, Actinopteri, Mugiliformes, Mugilidae. Bases 171 to 815 code for a protein of 214 amino acids. Gene Ontology annotation, biological process: intracellular protein transport; endoplasmic reticulum to Golgi vesicle-mediated transport; Golgi organization. Gene Ontology annotation, cellular component: endoplasmic reticulum; COPII-coated ER to Golgi transport vesicle; endoplasmic reticulum-Golgi intermediate compartment. The transcript has 5 exons. The record is from RefSeq and is a predicted model, not a curated record.